Sclerotinia trifoliorum is the source of this 768-nucleotide messenger RNA. NCBI's taxonomy places the organism in Eukaryota, Fungi, Ascomycota, Leotiomycetes, Helotiales, Sclerotiniaceae. The record is from the annotation of a GenBank genome assembly.
ACAAACCCAUCUCCAGCUCACUUGCAGCUUCCCUCGAGCUCAAGAUUAUAAACUUACCAUCACUCAUUAACCAUUAAACACUUGUAGUAUAUAUCGUCACACGCAGAUACAACAAUGCCAUCAGGAAAAGCGACCGCAACAAUUAACGGCCAUACUAUUGCCGAGACAGAUAAUUGGGAAGUUGUGGAGGGGAAUGUAUAUGUAUGUGGCCAUUUUUCAAAGAUCUGCUGUCAUACUAAUAGUACAGUUUCCACCAUCGUGAGUUACCUAGUAAACAUUUCAAUUUGAAUGUUGGAUUCUGAUGGUUUAGCUCUCUGAACCAAGCUAUGCUCUCCAAGACAGACCAUAGUACACAUUGUCCUUGGAAAGGUGAUGCCUCCUACUAUACCAUUACGUCUGAUAGUGAGUCCUUAGAGUCUCUACUUACAUGGAAAGCCGUUGAUCUGGCAUAGAAACGGUGUUGAAAAAUGCAGCAUGGUAUUAUCCGACCCCGUUCGAAAAGGCUCAGAAUAUCAAGGACUAUGUUGCUUUCUGUAAGUCAUUUCAUUAAAAUCAGGAGAAACCCGCAAGAUUAACGGCCCUAUAGAUAAAAAUCUGGUUGACGUGAAGGCGGAAGAGCAGUGAGGGCUGGUGAUUUGACGAUGGAUUACUCGGAAACGCAAUUGAGGCGUGGAGAAUAAUUGAGGGGCGUCUUUCCUGAUUUGUUGAGCAGUGGAUUGAUUAAAUAGCAGAAUGUGAUGCUUCGUGUUUGAAUCUUCCUUUGGGCCU